AUGUUCACACUACCAUUAUUCCUACGUACCGGUCGUAUUCUUUGCUCUCGAAUAGUAUAUAGCCGUAUUUCACUAGCUGUCAACACCUGUUCACUUCGUCAAAUGUCCACAAUAACCAAGAAGUUCAUUAAUGAUCCAAAGAAUGCCGUGGACGACGCCCUCAACGGUCUCGUAAAUGCUUCAGAGAACGUCACUUUCGAUAAGAAUUGUCGUCGUGUUGUUCUGAGAUCCGAUUAUGUCGAUUAUUGCGCGAAAGGGAAGGUAGCGCUGAUAGCUGGUGGAGGCUCAGGACACGAGCCGUAUGCUGCAGGCUAUAUUGGCCCUGGAAUGCUCACUGCUGCAGUUGCCGGAAAUGUGUUUGCAUCGCCGCCGUCGCGUCAUGUCAGCGCAGCUCUAAAUUCAACUUCUACGAAUGGCGGUUCGAUACUUUUUAUUAUCAACUACACUGGAGACAGGCUGAAUUUUGGAUUAGCAGCAGAGCGUUAUAAAACAGGUGGACACGAUGUGCGCGUAGUUACAAUAGCUGAUGAUGUUGCUAUUGACAGUGCAUUGUCAACUACAGGAAGAAGGGGUUUAGCGGCAGCUGUUCUCGUCCUGAAGGUUGCCGGUGCAAUGGCCGAGAGCGGCAAAUACACUAUAGAUCAAAUCGAGACCAUGUCAAAGAAAAUGAAUGAUAAUGCUGGCACCAUGGGCGUCUCACUUUAUCCAUGCAGUGUACCCGGUCAAGGCAAGAUGUUUACAAUGGCUGAUGAAAUGAUGGAAGUUGGUCUUGGAAUCCAUGGCGAGCCGGGAUGCCGUCGUGAGCCUAUAGAGGCAGCACAUAAAAUCGUUGAUAUGAUUAUGACCAGACUUCAGAAAAUCGUACAGUUCUCAAAAGACGAAUCUGUAGUGCUUCUCGUCAACAACUUAGGUGGCGUUUCUCAAAUAGAAAUGGGUGUUAUAAAAAGCGAAGCAGUCAAAUGGUGUCAUGAACAUGAUAUCAAUAUUGCUCGAAUUCUUUGCGGCUCAUACAUGACUUCGCUAGACGGGCACGGGAUCAGCCUUACUGUUUUACGCUUAUUCGAUAAUAAUAUACUUAAUUACUUAGAUGCUCCCACAUUAGCACCAGGCUGGCAUGGAGCGGACAAGCUCGGAAAGGCAGAAACAGCCCCGUCAGCGGACAAAAACAUAUCUAUCUUAAGUCAUGGUUCCUCCAGAGGAGUACCUUUCACGAAGGAACAAGCUGAUCUAGCCAGAAAAUGUGUCAAUGCAGUCUGCAGUAAGAUGAUUUCCAUGGAAUCUGAGUUAAAUGCGCUCGAUGGUGCCGCCGGAGAUGGUGACUGCGGCUCAACAUUUGCGCACGCUUCAAGAGCAAUCACCGAACGAAUGAAAACGCUGGAAUUAAGCAGUGCUCAAGAUCUACUUUUCCGCAUCUCCGAAGUUUUCGAACAAGAAGUGGGAGGCACUGGCGGAGCGCUUUAUGCACUGAUGCUCAGUGCUGCGUCCGAGGCCUUUGCCAAGUCAGUCACUUCUCAAGACUUCGUUAUGGCCCUUCGAAAGGCUUAUGAAACUGUUCAAAAGUAUGGGGGAGCCAGACCUGGAGAUAGAACUCUGGUGGAUGCACUUCAUGCUGCAGUGGAGAAGAUUAGAAGUGGAGAACGUCGGUGGGACGUCAUCACAGAGGCAGCAAUAAAAGCAGCUCAAGCUACAGCUGAAAUGAAGGCCAGAGCUGGAAGAGCAAGCUACACAGCAAAAGAGGUGCAAACGAAACCCGAUCCCGGAGCAGUUGCAAUUUCUUCAUUCAUGCAUGUUUUGUGGGAUACAAUCAAGCAGUAG
Necator americanus (New World hookworm) is the source of this 1815-nucleotide messenger RNA. RefSeq lists its product as uncharacterized. Gene Ontology annotation, cellular component: cytosol. Gene Ontology annotation, molecular function: glycerone kinase activity; ATP binding. NCBI's taxonomy places the organism in Eukaryota, Metazoa, Nematoda, Chromadorea, Rhabditida, Ancylostomatidae. The record is from RefSeq and is a predicted model, not a curated record. The transcript is spliced from 16 exons. Gene Ontology annotation, biological process: glycerol catabolic process. The coding region runs from base 1 to 1815 and encodes 604 amino acids.